AUGGGACUACCGUGGAAGACCAUGGACCUGCUCGUGCGCCUGCUGCUGGGCGACGCGCUGCUCGACCCUCCUCUUCCGCCCGCUCUGAUCAACAGAAUCAGUCCCCGGUGCGUAUUGACAACAACCCAACCGACCUUGGUAUUGCGACACGUAUACGAACGAGCCCGCCGUGCCGCUGUCCAGAACGGUGAGCGUGGUCAGCGUGAUGGACGAGCCGACGCUGAACGCGCCCCCUAACGCGUCACCACCACGUGCACCUCGACCUGCUCUCCGCUGGCCUUGACCUGCCUUGACCCGCAGCAGGAGAAGGCCAGCGGAGACCCCGCAGGACUAGAACCGCCCUUAAACCACUCAAGCCCCAGGUUUCAAUCCGCGACUACCUCGGCCCCCAGACGGCCGUGUGCACCCACCAGUGCAAGGCUCGACACUGAGAGUGCGAGAGGUCGAAGUCGAGCGGACACGUCAGCACAUGCGGCUCGCAGGGUAAGGUGCGACUGCCUCCCCUCCCCAGCCCGAUCCCGAGUAUCGAAAUCUACUUGAAGGCUCGGAUAGCGGUCAGUUGCUCCGUCCAAGAACAUCCGUCUGCAGCAGACCCACAUACUGAAUUGUGCGACCCACCUACACAGAAGCUAAAGCAUUCCGCGAGAAUGCCCGGUCGUACAAUAACGCACUGUCCUUCACUUCGCUCGCUGCUCACAUCGACCAGACACGACUGGGCACUCUAGGACCCCCUGUGUUUCGCGUGUUUGGUCGCCUCUAUUAUCGACUAGGCCCUGCCGUGAAUCAACGCCCGGCCACUGCUCAGACACGGCUCAUCGAGCCGGCCGAGGCCACCGACACUCGACUUGGACCUGACGGCGCAGACACUCGCAGACAAAGAUCUACUUUGAUCAAGCUCGAGUCCAUGUUGCAUACCGUGGGUGCGUCGGUCUCGGCCAGGUGGUAG
This is a messenger RNA of Microbotryum saponariae, 946 nucleotides long. The record is from the annotation of a GenBank genome assembly. NCBI's taxonomy places the organism in Eukaryota, Fungi, Basidiomycota, Microbotryomycetes, Microbotryales, Microbotryaceae.